Messenger RNA from Manis pentadactyla (Chinese pangolin), 4557 nucleotides. It is a transcript of the gene GABRA4, whose product is annotated as gamma-aminobutyric acid type A receptor subunit alpha4. Gene Ontology annotation, molecular function: GABA-gated chloride ion channel activity; inhibitory extracellular ligand-gated monoatomic ion channel activity; benzodiazepine receptor activity. The transcript has 9 exons. Gene Ontology annotation, cellular component: GABA-A receptor complex; synapse; neuron projection. Bases 257 to 1915 code for a protein of 552 amino acids. Lineage: Eukaryota; Metazoa; Chordata; Mammalia; Pholidota; Manidae. The record is from RefSeq and is a predicted model, not a curated record. Gene Ontology annotation, biological process: signal transduction; nervous system process; regulation of postsynaptic membrane potential.
CACGAAAGGGUGUUGAGCGGUAUACACAGCUCACCAUACACUCGGAGAGCUCCGCGAGAAAAGGAGGGGGCGAGGAAAGGCAGGUUCCGCCUCCCCAGGCCCGCGUGCACACACGCGCCCCCCGCGGCUCGGGCUGGCUGAGGGCGGCCGAGUGUGCGCACGCCGCGGACAGCCUCUGCCCUCGCCUCGCACCCAGCCCAGGACAUCUUGAGAGCCUGGAAACGUGAACAGGCUUAAAGUAUGGCAUGUUGCAAAUAUGUUUUUUUCCAAGAAGGUACCCGCGAUUGCGACGUCCGCCGGGGUCAGUUUCGCCCUCCUGCACUUCCUGUGCCUGGCGGCGUGUUUAAACGAAACCCCAGGACAGAUCCAGAAGGAGGAGAAAUUAUGCCCGGAAAAUUUUACCCGCAUCCUGGACAGCUUACUCGAUGGUUAUGACAACAGGCUGCGACCUGGAUUUGGGGGUCCUGUUACAGAAGUAAAAACAGACAUAUAUGUCACCAGCUUUGGACCUGUUUCUGAUGUUGAAAUGGAGUACACAAUGGAUGUGUUCUUCAGACAGACAUGGAUUGACAAAAGACUAAAAUAUGAUGGUCCCAUUGAAAUUUUGAGAUUGAACAACAUGAUGGUAACGAAAGUUUGGACCCCUGAUACUUUCUUCAGGAAUGGAAAGAAAUCUGUCUCACAUAAUAUGACAGCUCCUAAUAAGCUUUUUAGAAUUAUGAGAAAUGGCACUAUUUUAUACACAAUGAGACUCACCAUAAGUGCAGAGUGUCCCAUGAGACUGGUGGAUUUUCCCAUGGAUGGUCAUGCAUGCCCUUUGAAAUUUGGAAGUUAUGCGUAUCCAAAGAGUGAGAUGAUUUAUACCUGGACAAAAGGCCCUGAGAAAUCAGUGGAGGUUCCAAAGGAAUCUUCCAGCUUAGUUCAGUAUGACUUGGUUGGUCAAACUGUAUCAAGCGAAACUAUCAAAUCCAUUACGGGUGAAUAUAUUGUUAUGACGGUUUAUUUCCAUCUCAGACGGAAGAUGGGUUAUUUUAUGAUUCAGACAUACAUUCCAUGCAUUAUGACAGUGAUUCUUUCUCAAGUUUCAUUCUGGAUAAAUAAGGAAUCAGUUCCAGCCAGGACUGUAUUUGGAAUAACCACAGUCCUCACCAUGACCACACUGAGCAUCAGUGCACGGCAUUCUUUGCCCAAAGUGUCCUAUGCUACUGCCAUGGAUUGGUUCAUAGCUGUCUGCUUUGCUUUUGUAUUUUCGGCCCUUAUUGAGUUUGCAGCUGUCAAUUAUUUUACCAAUAUUCAAAUGGAAAAAGCCAAAAGGAAGACAUCCAAAGCCCUCCAGGAAAUGCCGGCUGCUCCAGAGCUAAGAGAAAACUGUCCUGAAGUACCUCUGCAGAACACAAAUGCCAAUCUGAACAUGAGAAAAAGAACAAAUGCCUUGGUUCACUCUGAAUCUGAUGUUGGCAGCAGAACUCAGGUGGGAAACCAUUCGAGGAAAUCUUCCGUGGCAGGUCAAGGAUCUUCUGAAGCCACACCACAGGCUUACUUAGCUUCCAGUCCAAACCCAUUCAGCCACGCAAAUGCAGCAGAAACUAUAUCUGCUGCAAGAGCACUUCCAAUUGCUCCUCCUUCUACUCCUAGUAGAACUGGGUUUGCUCCCCAGCAAGUAUCUGCUUCUACCCAUCGUGUGUUUGGAUCAAGACUGGAGCGGAUUAAGACCACAGUUAAUACCAUAGGGGCUUCUGGGAAGUUGUCAGCCACUCCUCCUCCCUCUGCUCCACCACCUUCUGGAUCUGGCACAAGUAAGAUAGACAAAUAUGCCCGCAUUCUCUUUCCAGUAACAUUUGGGGCAUUUAACAUGGUCUACUGGGUUGUUUAUUUAUCGAAGGACACUAUGGAGAAAUCAGAAAGUCUGAUGUAAUUUUGUUGCUUUAAUAGUUUCCCAAAAGAUGAUGAACUUAGUGCAGAAUGUCUUUUUAAAUGUUUUUAAAGAUAAACAACUGUUCUUUACUAAAAUAAAAAUUCUGUGUAAUUUUUCCAUUUAAAAAAUUCAAGCCAAUUAUUGGGAGAGUUAAUUAAUUCCUCAGUGAAGAGAAAGUGAGCUAUCUUUCAUUUCAGAAAGAUGAUUUAAAUAGAAUCAAUUCAGCAUUCAAAUUAGAUGGAACACAGACCAUCCUGGAAAGUUGGGAGAAGAAAAAUAGGGCUAUUACAGAUACAUGGUGUGUAUUUAUGCAUUGAAAUUUGAAAACAAACUAUGACAUUUUAAAAUAUACACUGGGAAUAUCAACCACCACCCUAAAUUUCCCAGUGGCACUGCCCUUAGUCAGAAUCAUUUAUUGGGUAUUACAUGCAGUGACCUUUGGAGAUCCUCUUAGUAUCCUCAAGAAAAGGACUUUCCCUAUUAAAUGAAACAUUUUUAAAAGGGAAAUAGAACAAAACAGUUACUGACCAACAGAUUGAAACCUCUGCUGCAUCAGAAACAAAGACAGAGACCAAGGGAAUUGUGUUGCCUGUCAUAUGUUGGCCAAACAAGACGGAAAUUUGACAAUUUGAAAACUUGUGCUUUGAGCCAAAGUUUAACUUAUUGUUUGAGUUCUUUUUGAUAGUAGUUCAUUUAUGUGUUCAUUCAGUUAUGUGUUCUUUCAACAUGUAGUUAUUCAGAGCCUACUGUGUUCCAGGCAUUAUGCCAGACACUGUCUCCCUAGCAAAGUUCUUUCACCUGUACGUACAAUAUUACUUAAAUAAUAGAACAGUCAAUGCAUGCUAACAAAUCAUAAACAGAGGAUAUUGCAUUUUUCAAUGGAGGAAAUUUAUUUAGAGUCUGACAAUAUAUUCAAAAUACUUGUUUCUUUGAGAGGAUAACAAGUACAUUGUUCACAUAGUGAAUUUUGAGAUAAGGACAUGUUAGCACAACUGAUUAAAAUAUAACAAAAAUGUGGUACAGUUUGUUCUUUUAGUAAGAAGCACUACAUACCUGAAAGUAAAAAUCUGGGCACUGUAAGACUGUAUAGAUUACCUGUCUCCAAUUUGAUCAGGAUCCAAGAAUAGAAUUUUAUCAGAAUCAUGGAGUUAGAAACUCAGUACAAGGUCUUUGAGAUGCUUUUCCCAAAACAUAGACCUAUGAAGUUUUUGUGUCCAUAGGUGUGUCUUUCUGGGUAGUUUUGUGUUCAUUUGGAGGGAGUUUUUCUACAAUUCCAUAACUAAACUAACUCAUUUUAAAAUAAAAGAAUGGCAAGAGCACUAAGUAAAGAAAAAAAAAAUCAUAGCCAAGGGAUAGGGUGACACGGACUCUGUUAUGCAAUUUAUCAGGAUCUUCAGGUACUGACUUUUCUUUUCAGUAGGUAGGCUUAACAACAUAAUUGGAUUUCUUGCAGCUACCUUAGGCUACUAAAUCUCAGUCUAGUUUUUUGUUAUGUUUCUUCCACAUUUUUCUUCUAUACUUCUCCCUUCCUAAUCUGGGUCACUGUAAAUGAAUGUGUUCUGAAUGUCUGGGGGAAUAUUUUGAUAGAAACGGCCACUUGCAAACAGGAUCUCUUAUUUUUAGAAAUUAAAUAAUAUUAACUAAUUGCAUUUGUUUUUCAGUUAUUGUAUUGUCUUGGAAUGGUUGUAUAUAAGAUUUGUAAAAUGUGCAAAUACCAAAUAUUAAUUGUGAGUCAUAUCUGAGAAUUCCCUCUUGACUAUUUCUCUACAUGUUUCCUAGAAUCAUCGACAAUUUUAAGACUGAGAGAUACUUCAGAAAUCCUCCAAUCCAAACCCCUCAUUUACCAAUUGAUGCAAGUAAUGUAAGGCCCAGUAAAAUUUGUAUAUAUGUAUAUAUUUGAUGAAGAGUAUUUGUAUAAAAGAGGCUACCACACGUUAUUUCAUGAAUGGAAGUAGAUUUCUAGCCAUGCGAAAAAAAUGCUUGAAGUUGUGGUGUGGAAGCUAUGACCACUCAUUAUUCCAAUAAAAUGACUUUAUUUCUUUAGUGAGGAACAUAUUCCUUGCAUAUUUAUUGGCAAAUUCUUAAGAAAUAUUUCUCUGGCUUUCUUUUUUUUUUUAAAGAAAUUCUUCUAAAAAUUUUGCAGAUUUUUUUUUAAGGGACAAAACUAAAUGAUUUUAGACCUCUAGAGAUACAGUUGAACUCAGUUUUUCCUUACCUUUGCAUAUGAAGAAGAUUUUUAAAUAAAUCAGGGGGCCAAACAAAAAGAAAGGACAAAAGUUAAACUGGGGUUCUUAAUUGUUAAUUUGAAUGACAAAUUGACCAGGAAGUUUAAUCAUUAGUACAAAAAGGAAUUGCUUAUUUCUACACUAUGUUAAUAUUAAUAAUGUAUAGUUUGUUUUCCUUAACUGAAUUCUAUCAAAUUAAUUCAAGGCUCAAUUUUUAAUUUUGGUCAGCAUUUCUAUCUUUUCAAUAACUCAGAGCUACAUUAAACUGAACACUUUUGUGAAGAACCAGUCACUUUUCACUAUUAGAAAACCUCACAAGAAUCAAAAUACUGGAAAUUUGUGAAGAAUAACCCUGGCUGAGAAUGGUAUAUUUGUAUGUCUCUGUAUUUUAAAUAUGAAAUUCAGAAUUGUUUUAUU